Molecule: messenger RNA, 1407 nt
Organism: Coprinopsis cinerea okayama7#130
Lineage: Eukaryota; Fungi; Basidiomycota; Agaricomycetes; Agaricales; Psathyrellaceae
Exons: 2
Coding region: 1-1407 (468 amino acids)
Molecular function (GO): protein binding
Source: RefSeq, a predicted model, not a curated record
AUGGCAAUAGCAAUCACUCACGCAACGAACCAGCAGGCUUUAACGCACAUCCAUUCCCUUCCUCCCGAAAUCCUCGCCUACAUCUUCUUACUGUGCUUAACAGAUGCGAGUCACCUGCCCACACCCUACCGGACUCCUCUCCUGCUCUGCCAGGUCUGCCGCUACUGGCGCUACCUUUCUGAAAGGAUACCCUUCCUAUGGAUGAAUUUGGAGGUCGCUGUCACACCCAGUCGGAAACCACAUUCGCCUAUAUCCAACUCGCAACCUUCGAUAUCAUUUCCCGGCCAUGUCCACGUCGCUCCGCCGACGUGUCAACCGUUCAGGUCGAGCGCUCAUCUCAUCCCUUUAAGCCGAGCGCAUUGGAUCACUCGAACGUGGCUUGCCAACGCUUAUCCUCUCCCACUCUCCUCCCUGAAGCUCAAAGUCUCUCGGUUCGCUUCCGGGUUCCGAACGGAUUGGGAGUCUUCGGAGGCCUACGAUGGAUUCUGCCAGAGAGUCCUAGAGGUGGUUCUUGGGCUAGAUGGAGGCUGGGUUUCUGGGGGAAAGAUAACAGAGGAUCACGCCAUGGGUUUCGUUCUCGAUGAAGGAUAUGGAAGCCGUGGUCCCGGAAUUGAGAGGUUGGAAUUGGAGGUGGACUACCUAACAGAUAUACCCGGAUGCGUAUCUGCGCGGCAGGUGAAAUGGAUCCAUACCAGGCCGCUGACAACUCUCGUGCUGCGUGCGAGCUAUCAAAGCUACCUCGACGACCCCCGCCAUUCGUCGCAAUUCGCCGCCAUGCACCAUUCAAUCUCGCCUUUCUCGUCAGCUUGUGCGCCGCAGCUUCAAGAUGUAACACUCGAUGUUCCAUGGCCUGAGCUCGUAUCCUUCAACGAUAACCCCUAUCACAUUCCCUUCGACCCCCUGUUCCACGCCAACCUCUCACCCCUGUUUAACUGGGAAAAACUGACGUCGCUCUCGAUACUUCAGCCAAUCCCAGUUCACAUAUGGAGACUUCUUCUAUCGCGAAGUCUUUCGCUGGAGACUGGACGUUUCGAGGUGUUUCCUAUGGACUCGCCUACGGUGGGGUGGCUGGUGGAUGACGUGGCUGAUCCUACACCAGGGGAAGCGGUCUUGCCCACGUACCUGCACACUUUGCAUCUGGUGCUCAACGAGAAAGGUGUCGUACGGGACCAACAUGCGGACAACGACGCGACAGCUCCGCUCCUUUUCCACACCACAGUCCGAAAUACCCAGUUCUUGUCAUCGCGAAACCUCACCCUUGCUUCUCACUCGAAACAAGGAUUCGAUUUCCCCGUCAUUCCAUUGCACCACCCCUCAUCGGCUUCUUGGACCCUCCUCGACUCGUUCAAGUGUUACGAGUCCGUUAGGAGUCGUUUCUAUGCAGCUCGAAAACGAGACUUCAUUUAG